This is a messenger RNA of Helianthus annuus (common sunflower), 1530 nucleotides long. RefSeq lists its product as uncharacterized. The record is from RefSeq and is a predicted model, not a curated record. NCBI's taxonomy places the organism in Eukaryota, Viridiplantae, Streptophyta, Magnoliopsida, Asterales, Asteraceae. Bases 237 to 1088 code for a protein of 283 amino acids. The transcript has 5 exons.
AAAGAUAGGGUUAUAGAUUUAGAGAGAGAGUAAAAUUGUAGAGAGAAAAAACUUGGAAUCCACUCGAACGGUUUUAAACAACAGGGGCAGCUCACUCUCCACUACUACUUCGUAAUCGUAACUCUCAAGUCUCAAGUUCCAACACACCCACACAUCAUAUAAUACGACGUCGCAUUGAGGAAUCUGAUCCUUCACUUUUUGAACCACAAUUCAAACAGAAAGAAGAACAAUCUCGAAUGGCGACCAACACGCCGGUCAGAAAACCUCACACUUCCACUGCAGAUCUGUUAACCUGGCCGGAAAAUUCCGCCUUUGAUUCGCCCGCCACCGCCUCUGCUGCUCGCUCUCAUCAGCCAUCGGAUGGGAUCAGUAAGGUGGUGUUUGGAGGUCAGGUUACCGAUGAAGAAGUUGAGAGCUUGAACAAGAGGAAACCUGUUUCAGGGUACAAGUUAAAGGAGAUUACCGGCAGUGGCAUAUUUGCAGCCAGUGGAGAGGAUAAUGUUGAAGAAGCAGAUGCUGCUAAUCCCACCCAAAAUAAUAAAACUGGAUUACGAAUGUAUCAGCAAACCGUUGCUGGGAUCAGUCACAUUUCAUUUGGUGAAGAAGAAUCAGUGUCUCCUAAAAAGGCACUUUCUGAAGCUAAGCAGCGGGAGCUAAGUGGUACAUUAGAUAGCGAGUCUGAUUCAAAAUUGAAAAAACAGUUUUCAAAUGCAAAGAACAAGGAGCUCAGUGGACAUAACAUUUUUGCACCGCCACCAGAAAUUCAACCCCGCCCAUUGGCCGCUCGUGCAUUGGCAUUAAGAGAAAGCAUAAGCAUUGGUGAAUCUGCUCCAAAUAAUACAAAUGCUGAAGAACACGUGAUCAAGACGGCAAAGAAGAUCCCGAGCCAGAAGUUCACAGAGCUUUCAGGAAACAAUAUUUUCAAAGGCGACGAGGCCCCAGCAUCAGCAGAAAAGCCGCUGAGCUCAGCAAAGCUUCGGGAAAUGAGUGGAAGUAACAUCUUUGCUGAUGGGAAAGCAGAAUCUAGAGACUAUCUAGGUGGUGUUCGCAAGCCGCCAGGUGGCGAGAGCAGCAUCGCAUUGGUUUAGGUUCUAACCCAUUUGUUUUCAGCGUUAUUAUUUUGGGGUCUUUUGUUUCAUGUGGUUGGUAGUUGGUACUUGCUAAUAACAUUCAUAUGGAUUCGACUUUUGGGUUUGUGUAUCCCUUUGUUAUUUGCACUUUUAGGGUAUACGGUGGUGUAUGGACUAAAGCCUUGUAGCGGGUAGCCGAGUUAAUUCUUACAUCGUGGGCUUGGACAAGGCAUAACAUCUCUUAUUGGCUGUGGACCGCUCGGCAAGAUCGAUUUACCUCUUAUCGUGGGCGGUUAAGGGUUUUCGGAACUGAACCUUUUGAAAAUACUGUGGACCAAUAUGUGCACUUUUGACUGAUUAGGUGGGUUAUGUUCAUAAUUAUGUGUUUGUUUAAUUGAACUGCUUGAGUUUUGAGUUAUGUUUGGUGUUUGUUUGAUUGACAUGUUUGUAGUUUAUACAA